GAGAGAGAGAGAAACUCACCUCCCAAGCGAGACAGAUAGAGAGAGGGAGUGAGAGAGAGAGAGAGAGAGAGAGAGAGCGCGUCGGACGCGAGUGGUUGCACCUUUUUUCGGUUUCGUCUACGUUCGUGUUUGAUACGAGUCUCACAUUGUCGUAAGCAGCAGCGGCAACAACCAACGGUGGCGACGACGACGACGGCGGCGGCUGCUGCACGCCGAAGGGAUUAUCAUCGGCCGUUGGUGAGCGAGCGAGCGAGAUAGACGGUGAACCGCACACACGGACACACGCACGACGGGCGCGCACACGGACGUGCGCGCGCGCGCGCGAGAGUCCCCGAUCUCCCGUUCUUUUCACUCGGCCGUCCGAGCCGAGUGCGCGACUUCCAGCGGCGCACGAAGGAACGGCGGCGCACUUGUGUGUUUACGGUGGAAGGAUUGACCGGCCACCACGGCGACCAUGUACGCGAAGGGAAAAGGGUCGUCCGUGCCAUCGGACUCUCAGGCGAGAGAAAAAUUGGCACUCUACGUGUAUGAAUACUUGCUACAUGUAGGUGCACAAAAAGCAGCACAAACAUUCCUGUCAGAGGUAAUAAUCAAUCCACAGAUUCGAUGGGAGAAAAAUAUUACACUUGGAGAACCACCUGGGUUUUUACAUUCUUGGUGGUGUGUCUUUUGGGAUCUGUACUGUGCGGCGCCUGAAAGAAGAGAUUCCUGUGAACAUAGCAGUGAAGCCAAAGCAUUUCAUGACUAUGGAUUUGUGAACAGUGCUUACAACGUCAAUGGUAUUGCGCAUAAUGCUGGGCCAGCACCAUCUCCAAUUAGUCAGAUGCCACCAAAUGAUGGAAUGCCUGGUGGUCCCAUGCCUCCCGCUUUCUUCCCAAACAACUCGACAAUGCGACCAUCUCCGCCCACACACCCCUCAUCACAGCCAUCCCCCCAGCACCCCCAGCCACCCCCGCCCCCACACUCGCAGAUGAUGCCCAAUCAGUUUAUGGGCCCCAGAUACCCAGCAGGACCACGUCCUGGAGUACGUAUGCCACAAAUGGGCAAUGACUUCAAUGGGCCGCCAGGACAACCAAUGAUGUCAAAUAGUAUGGAUCCUACUAGGCAAGGCGAAGCUGGAGAAUUUGUAGGGUGGCAAGGUCCACCGGGAAUGAGCCCCAUGAAUCCGAGAAUGAAUCCUCCACGCGGACCGGGUAUGGGUCCGAUGGGUCCUGGCAGUUAUGGUCCAAACAUGAGAGGCCCGCCACCCAAUAGUACCUUGGGCCCGGGUGGGCCAGGAGGUCCUGGAAUGCCACCAAUGAGUAUGGCUGCUCCUGGUGGUAGACAGCAAUGGCAGCCAAACACAUCUACGCCAAUGAAUUAUUCGUCGUCAUCACCGGGUAACUACGGAGGACCACCUGGAUCAACAGGUCCACCAGGGCCUGGAACACCUAUUAUGCCUAGCCCCCAGGAUAGCAGCAAUAGCGGAGGAGAAAACAUGUAUACCAUGAUGAAGCCUGUACCUGGGGGAAAUAUGCCGGGUGAUUUCCCAAUGAGCGGUGGACCAGAAGGCGGUCCAAUGGGACCCAUGGGUCCUAAUACAAUGGGUCCGGUCUUAAACGGUGACGGUCUCGACGGGAUGAAAAACAGUCCAGCGAAUGGUGGCCCCGGAACACCGCGAGAAGAUAGCGGCAGCGGAAUGGGUGAUUAUAAUCUGGGAGGAUUCGGAGCUCCUGGAGAGAAUGAUCAGACCGAGUCGGCGGCCAUCCUGAAGAUCAAGGAGAGCAUGCAGGAGGAGGCAAAGAGGUUUGAGAAGGACUCAGACCAUCCCGAUUAUUUCAUACAAUAACUCUUCACGAGUCGUUGGACCCCGAGACCAAAUUAACAGUCUAAGAGAUAAACACAAUCGAUUUCCUUUCUUCCUUUAGUCCGAUAACUUAACUAUUUCCCCCUCCGCCGUGAAACCAUCCUCUCUUCCCGUGCGUUUUGUCUUUCCUUCUCUCAUCCCUCUCUCGGAUCUCCCCUGCAUCUCACCAAGCAAAAUCUUCUCCUCUCUUCUUUCCGAGCCGUAAAUUUAUCUCCGAAGGGAGAAAGGGCUCUCAAAAGAUUCCCCUCCCGCGCGUAUUUGCGACCCGUCCUUUCUAUCGCGCGCUGCGAGGAGAAUCACAACGUCAAGACAAGAGAGAUCUUUGAGAUGGAGACAGAGAGAAAGAGAGCAACUCGAUCUCGCGCAACUCUCAUGUCGACCGACGUUAUCGCACGGCGAUAUUGUACAGUAUCGGAUAUUGAAAGUGCUGUUAUCCUUAAGAUGGGUGCACUGCGAGCGAAUCAACAGCGAAUACGAGUUAAGUCUAUUUAAAAUUUUCCUGUGAUGUUUCGUUUUACGAGCAAACUGAUCGUGAGCCAAAUCCGUAUCGAAAAAAAUGUUCGAUUAUUUUAUUUAUAAUGAUUAUUCCAUUUAUACCACGGCGGUAAAAAUAUUUCCCGAAAUUUUUAACAGCGAAAAUUCGCUUUUUCGCUGUUUGUUCCUUCAAUGUUUAUCCACUUUUAGGCUGCGACCGCGAACAUUGUUUUAGUAUCUUAAUAUAUGACGAGGAGAAAGAGGGGGAGAGAAAGUGAGAGAGAGAAAGAGAGAGAAUGUGUGAUAGUAUAUUAAUAGUAAACGUUAAAUUUUUGAGAUUUUUAUGACAAGUAAUGCAAUGAAAUCUUUUAAACGAUGUUCCCGAUCGCAGUCAUCAAUCGUGUAACAACCUCCAUCGUAAUAUCAGUGUUGUAUAGUCAAAUUUAUAUAACCGAGAAACGGUUGUAUCAAUGUCGUCUAAACUAACUGAUUAAUUAAGACUAGAAUUAUAAAUUCUAAUUUGCUAGUAUACGGAUAUCCGGAUAACUGAUUCACGUAAAAUUAUUAUUCAAAUCUUCAAAUAUUUGGAUAAAUCGGAUCUUUUGAAAUUCGGAUAUUUGAAAAACUGGAUCUAUUUGAAUUUGCAGAUUAAAUAAAAAUAAUAUUUUGUUGUCUUAUUAUAUUAUUUACUUUAUAUUGUUUUAUGUGUAUAUAUAUAUAUAUAUAUAUAUACACACAUAUAUAUCUAUAUACAAUAUAAAUUUCAAUAUAAUGAUAAAUUUUAUUCUACUGUAUUAUUUAUUAUAUUAUUAUUAUGACAAUUAGUUUUCUAUUUAUUUAUUUUUUAUGAUUCGAAUAGUUUAGAUCCGAGUUUAUGAAAUUGUAGAUUCAAAUUUUGAAUUAGAUUUUUAGAUAUACAUUAUCAGGGUAGUGCACAUAUCCGGAUUUGAAUAAUCGGAUAAUAAUAAUCUAUAUUAUAUUUCAUAUAAUUUGUAUAAUUAAAUUAUCUGAAUAUUUAUAAUUGAUUUUUCUCUUACUCUAUAUAUAAUUUGGUUAAACUAUGAUUUGCAAUGUACCGCGAUGGAGGUUGUUCGUACAAAGUGAUUCAGAUCGUCUACUAUCGUCAUUGAGGCUCAGAAAGCCAAGUACGACGACCGCAUACGACAUGAAUCAAAAGGGAAUUUAAUCAAGCGAAAAGGAAAAAAAAAUUUCCAUGGAUAGCAUAUAACCACCAGUAGUGGCGUGAUAACAUAUUUACGAUCGCGAAGAUGGAAGCUGCAUCGCGUUCGAAUGGAAGAUUUUUGGUAUUCCGUCACGAUCGAGGACCAAAUUUAUUUCUACCAUACGAUAGGAAUGCGAUUAUCUCACCACGAAUCCCUUCGGGGCAAGCUUAGAAAAGAAAAAAAGGGGUGCUUUAUUCAUCUGUAACCGGUUACAAAGCAUUCUGUUAGGAUUUACGCGCUUUUGUAGAAUUGCGCUUCAGGAUCAAUCAAUUGCAACCGAUGACCUAUUACAAUAUUAUUUUUAUCAUUAAUUACGCAUAGAUAAAAUUUAAUUUUUUGACCUCUUAUAUGAAACAAUUUUAUAUAGAAAACUGACGUUUUUCUUUUAAAUUAAAGAAAAAAAAGAUUAACACGCGCGCUGUGGGUAUAAUCGUGAUUUGUAUAAUAUAUAAUUUAAUUGUAAUCUAUAUAGUAUGUUUAAUUUUAAUCUUCAUGAAUCGUUAAAUAUUAUAGAAUUAUGUUAUUGCAUUGGAUUUAGCAAUUAUUUCUUAAUUAAAUAACAAUAAAAAAAAGAUUGCGUUUUUUUAUAUCGUAUAUUGCAUCGCGAUUUUAAUCGACAAACUUAGUCUGAUUGUGAAUCAUACAAUUAUCAAAUAUUGAUAUUUGAUUUAUGAGAAACAUACAUAUAUGACGGUUAAAUUGAUGGAAAUAUUAUUUUCGCUUAAAUAAUCAUUAUUCGUUAUUGACUGACACAGUACGUAUGCUGUCAAAAAAUUUCACAGACACAACACUUUUUCGUAAAAAAGCUACUGAUUUAUGUUGAAUUUUUUAUGAGGGGGAAAAAUAUUGUUUUAUAAUAUUAAUUUUCCUACUUAAAAAAUAUAUAAAAAAAAAAAAAAAAAAAAAAAAAAAAAUUGUGCAACACGAUUACUAUUAUUUUCCAAGAGAUACUUGUUCUUAUCAAUAUCAUGCCAGAUAUCAUACAUGUAUGCUGGUAGGUAAGUUAUCGACUGUAAUUCAGCAUCUUGCUGCUGUAUAAUUGUGCGUUAAUGCAUCGUGCCAGGAAGAUGAUUACACACUUGUUCUUCAACGCUUUGUAACCGGUCGUGAAUAAUCGUUGGGACCGUUGUUGUGAUAAUAAUUUUGAUAGACAAUGAUUGGGUCGAGCGAGACUUGUGUAGAUGAUUCCAGCUUGUAUCGGAGAAGUUGCUUUCAGAUUUUAUACACGAUGCGUUUUUCUCAUAAAUACGAUAUAUUCAUUUUGCUUUAACAUUUUCCUGUUGAUAUCUGAAACUAUAUUGAAUAGGUCGAUUAUCGAAUUUUACGGCUAUAUAUCGUUAAUUAUAAACGUUUUUCAAGACUCGUCUUAAGAGCAUCGACUCUUUUAUCACAGAUCAGGAUACACGUACAUAAUAAUCCCUCGAUUGGUCGCGGAUUAAUUAAUUUAGCAUACAAUCGGUGAUUUUUGCCGGAGGAGAUAAGAGACAUGGAAUCGAGACGAUGAUUUCGAUCGUUCUUUCUCUCUACCGUUGAAUUCGGGACAUCUUAGACGGUAUUUUGUAUAAAAAAAACCGAAUAGAAUAUGUGAGUAAAAAGUCUUUCUGGAGAUCAUUAAGCCUGUUCUUUUUAGGUGUACUUCCUAUGCUUUCCCUCUUCCUUUUUUCUCUUUCCAAAGCGUAAAUGUGUAGUUGUUUCGUUUUAAGUACAGAAAGCGUGAAAGAGGAGUAUAAAUCUAAUAAGAACAGACCUAAUGAUCAAUCGAGAUGUAUCGCGUCGGAGGAGGAUGCUCUAAUAAUUUUAUUCAUUAAUUUUAAUCCGGCGAAUAUAAGAUGAAAAACGGAUUAAUCGCAAUCCCCUUCGACGGGGGAUUGCGCCCCUUAUGUUAUAUACGUCCUUGUAUAUUGCUAAGUUUUUAAUUGUAUGUAUCCGGACUUGAUCAUUAUCUCCGCCAUUUAUGUAUUUUUAUUUAAAAAUAUAUAUUUUGUCAUUUAUGUGUGUGAAAGUGAACGAGUGUAAAAAAGAAGAAACGAAGUCGCGGAAAGAUGUGUGUGUUUAAUUUUUUUAUUACUUUAAAUGAUAAUGAUUUAAGUUAUUAUGAUUAAAACAGAUGUGAUGUUGAUAUUUAUUUUGUCUAACACAGGUCAAGAUAAAGAAAUUGUUGGAAAGCAGAGUUCGAGAUAGUGAUCAAGCCCCGUUUUUAGUUUACGUAUACGCGAUCGAGAGGGACCGAUCCGAUAUCGAUCGCGGUCGAAGGGCAUAAAGAAAAGAAAACAGUAGGUAUAUAUAAAUUGAUACGCGCAUAAUUUUUCGCGGAUCAGCCGACGAAUUCGCGAGCGAGAGCUGAUUGUGGGUCAGUUGAUUUGUUGGUCAAACGACGAGCGCACCCACAUAUUCGGAGCAGCAUCCCCCUUCUCACCCUCAACCGACCCCCUUCUCUCUUGUAAUUAAUUUACAUACACAUAUUCAUUGUAAUACCGUUCACACACGGGCUGCAAAACUCGCGCGGCUGACCUCACACAUUCUACGGAUUCACGCAUGAUUAUUGACAUAAUUAUAGAUAUCUAUUACGAGUAUAGCAUUCAGUAGCAUAAAUAAUAAAGUAAUUAAAUAAAUGUCACACAUAUAUCCUAUCAAGUA
This is a messenger RNA of Formica exsecta, 6180 nucleotides long. RefSeq names its product single-stranded DNA-binding protein 3 (gene Ssdp). Gene Ontology annotation, biological process: positive regulation of transcription by RNA polymerase II. The record is from RefSeq and is a predicted model, not a curated record. Bases 455 to 1828 code for a protein of 457 amino acids. NCBI's taxonomy places the organism in Eukaryota, Metazoa, Arthropoda, Insecta, Hymenoptera, Formicidae. The transcript is spliced from 14 exons. Gene Ontology annotation, molecular function: protein binding; single-stranded DNA binding. Gene Ontology annotation, cellular component: nucleus.